GUUUCCUUCGGCUACUUCAUGACCAUGAUCAUGUCGACAGUAUCAAAGGCGUAUUCAACUGGAAUACAGCUCAAUUCUUUGACAAUCACGAUGUAUGAUGGUAACGUUGAAAACCAUUACAUGUCUAUAUCGAUACAUCCAACUGGAAAGGCUCCGGACUCCCGCUCGCCAUGAGCAGCUGACCUUCGGCCGUUUCUGGAGAGAUAUAAGACCACCUUAGAAUCAGCGAAGAAGAGUCCUUGAGCAGUGCUACUUUCACCAACUGCAAUGAGUCAAAUCAAAGACGUAGAGGUGUUCCGUGUGCCACCGCGCUGGGUAUUUCUACGCAUUGAGACAUCGGACGGUCUGGUUGGCUGGGGUGAAGCAACGCUGGAAGGUCACACAGAAGCCAUUGAAGGAGCUCUGGAUGCCCUUCGCCAGACCUUCGUUGGGUGGGACGCUGACAGAGUACAGGAUAUCUGGCAACAUGCCUAUCGGUCGAAGUUCUAUCGAGGCGGUCCAGUACUCAUGUCAGCAUUGUCUGGUGUGGAUAUCGCAUUAUGGGACAUUAAAGGGAAGAAGCUAGGUGUUCCCGUCUGGCAGCUCCUCGGUGGGAAGGUUCGAGACAAGGUCAAAGUGUACGGUUGGAUCGGAGGAGAUACUCCAGAAGAUAUUUAUCAAAGCGCCACUGUCCGCAAACAACAAGGGUUUACUGCUGUCAAGAUGAACGGGACUGGACAGAUUGAUUGGAUUGAUUCCCCUCAUCUUCUUGACGGUACUGUCGAACGCGUGAAACAAGUUCGAUCCCUCGGUUUGGAUGUCGGUGUCGACUUCCAUGGUCGCGUUCAUAAAGGCAUGGCCAAACAGUUAGCAAAAGCGCUAGAGCCUCUUCAGCUACUGUUUAUUGAAGAACCUCUCCUUCCUACUCAACCAGAAGAAAUUGCUGACCUUUCUCGCCAAGUUUCGACGCCAAUCGCUCUUGGGGAACGUCUGUAUACGCGUCAUGAUUUUCGACCGUACUUGGAACGCAGAGCGAUCGAUAUAGCACAACCAGACGUAUCUCAUUGUGGUGGCAUAAGCGAACUUCAUCGGAUCGCCUCGCUCACCGAAACAUAUGAUGUUGCCCUUGCCCCUCAUUGUCCCAUAGGCCCAAUUGCGCUGGCGGCUUGCAUGCAAGUCGACAUUACUGUACCAAAUUUUGUCAUCCAAGAGAUGAGCUGGCAGAUUCACUACAACCAAGGUGCUGAUCUUAUGACGUAUCUUGUUGAUCCGAAAGUGUUUGCAGUAAAAGAUGGUUACGUGGAUGCGCUUGAAGGACCAGGACUGGGCAUAGAAGUAAACGAGUCCCUCGUGCGAGCAGCGGCUGCAAAAUAUAAGAACGAAAUCCCGUGGCGAAAUGAGGUAUGGAAAGGACCUGAUGGGUCUCUUCGAGAAUGGUAGUCUAAUACGUCUUGAGGGUUGACGGGAUUUACAGUGAGUUUAAAUGAGCUAAUUUGCUGUUGUCGCUUGAUCAAGUUUGUCUUCAGUCAAAUUGUUCACUCGCGCUUAGGAUGCAUAUUGUAACGCACAUCGAGUCUGAAUUUCUGAGCCUUUAUAGUUUGCGUUGCGUGGCAGCACGUGCACAGCAUCGCGUCGUCAUUCCCUUUGGUAGGGAAGCGUACGCCACGCAAAUGCUUAAUUGCAGUGUUGUUAGUCCAAAAUCAACCUAGGAAGCUGUUUUAUGGUAUGAAAUUGCGGCUGUGACUUGACAGAUAGAUC
Somion occarium is the source of this 1737-nucleotide messenger RNA. The record is from the annotation of a GenBank genome assembly. Lineage: Eukaryota; Fungi; Basidiomycota; Agaricomycetes; Polyporales; Cerrenaceae.